Molecule: messenger RNA, 342 nt
Organism: Rotaria socialis
Lineage: Eukaryota; Metazoa; Rotifera; Eurotatoria; Philodinida; Philodinidae
Source: the annotation of a GenBank genome assembly
AUGGCUUGUCUGCAUGGUUUUAAUUUACUUGGUGGUGAAAUCACUUCAACUUCGCAGCCCAGUUUUAGCGCUUGCUGCUCAUGGUGUCAAUCGUACUCGGGUUACAAAGGUUUUACUUGGGGUUUGCCAACAGCUGGUAGUAAUAUCAAUAUAUGUUUUUUGAAAAAUAUCAACUGCACAAUCUCCCAUAAUUCGUCACAUAUUUCGAACAGGAAUCAACAGACAUCGUCAAACAUGCCAGAACCUAACGAAGACCAGGAUCCGAUCAGCACGGAAGUCACUGAAUACACCAGUGCAGCGUAUACUCCGUCUGAAGAGGCAAAAGACGAAGAGCACAAAUGA